Messenger RNA from Cucurbita moschata (crookneck pumpkin), 1072 nucleotides. Its product is annotated as probable pectinesterase 68. Lineage: Eukaryota; Viridiplantae; Streptophyta; Magnoliopsida; Cucurbitales; Cucurbitaceae. Gene Ontology annotation, biological process: cell wall modification. The record is from RefSeq and is a predicted model, not a curated record. The transcript is spliced from 5 exons. Gene Ontology annotation, molecular function: pectinesterase activity. The coding region runs from base 6 to 1037 and encodes 343 amino acids.
CUAAAAUGACAUUCUCCCUUAACUCAUUCUUCUUCUUCUUCUUCAUUUCCGUUCCGGCUUUCUUUCUCCUAGCCGCCGCCAAGCACCACCGCCACCACUGGGUCGGACCCACCGGCCACCGCCUUAUCAAAGUGGACGUCAACGGCAUCUCCGGCGAGUUCCUCUCCGUCCAAGCCGCCGUGGAUGCAGUCCCCGAUUACAAUACCGUCAACACCCUCAUCCGAAUCAGCCCUGGUUAUUACGUGGAGAAGGUGGUGGUGCCGGCGACGAAGCCGUACAUAACAUUUGAAGGAGGGGGGAAAGAGACGACGGUGAUAGAGUGGCACGACCGAGCAGGUGACCGUGGUCCCAGCGGGCAGCAGCUGCGUACUUACAGAACAGCUUCUGUCACAGUUUUUGCUAAUUACUUCUCUGCCCGAAACAUCAGCUUCAAGAAUACGGCACCGGCGCCAAUGCCCGGAAUGCAAGGGUGGCAGGCGGCGGCGUUUCGUAUUUCCGGUGACAAGGCCUACUUUUCCGGGUGUGGAUUCUACGGCGCACAAGACACCCUCUGUGACGACGCCGGCCGCCAUUACUUCAAAGAAUGCUACAUAGAAGGCUCCAUAGACUUCAUUUUUGGCAACGGGCGUUCCAUGUAUAAGGAUUGCGAGCUGCACUCGAUCGCCACCCGGUUCGGUUCCAUAGCGGCCCAAGAUAGAAACUCGCCUAACGAGAAGACCGGGUUCGCUUUCGUCCGAUGCAAGGUGACCGGUUCUGGACCUAUAUACGUGGGCCGGGCUAUGGGCCAGUACUCCAGAAUCGUCUACGCGUAUACAUACUUUGAUGACGUGGUGGCCCACGGUGGAUGGGAUGACUGGGACCACACCAGCAACAAAAACAAGACUGUAUUUUUUGGAGUAUACAAGUGCUGGGGCCCAGGAGCAAGUAAAGUAAAGGGAGUAUCAUGGGCCAAGGAAUUGGAGUUUGAAGAGGCCCAUCCAUUUCUUGUGAAGAGUUUUGUGAAUGGCAGGCACUGGAUUGCACCCUCUGAUGCGUAGGCAGGCACCUCUGCAAUGCAAUGCUUCAUAUAUCA